Molecule: messenger RNA, 2860 nt
Organism: Porites lobata
Lineage: Eukaryota; Metazoa; Cnidaria; Anthozoa; Scleractinia; Poritidae
Source: the annotation of a GenBank genome assembly
AUGAAGAAACUUAAACGCAAAUUACAUGACUACUUAUCAGGGGAGAAGAAGAAGCCCAAGGGGAUGGUAAAAUUCUGCCCGUUAUCACCGUGCAAAGGCAAAAAAACGCCCAUUUUCCAGCUCAAUAAACAUUUACAAACGCCUUUACAUGGUCUUAAGCCUGAUACACCCAGCUACAGAGAAGCCUUGAAGGAAGCUCCACGAGUCUCUCUAGACUUCAUAGACGAUCACUUAAAGAAGCAAAAAAAAGGAGGAAAGUUGAGGAAGGGCAAGAGGAGAGCAGAGAGGAGUAGUGACGAUGAAAGGCAUGAAAGUAAUUAUGACAGCGGAGAGUAUAGGAGAUCGGGUGAAGAGGAUUGCCGAAAACGUGUGAAAGCAAGUAGAGCUAAAGUAAAUAAUGAUGGAAGCGAAGAUGAUAAAGAACUACAAGAUGAGAGCCAAAAGCCAUUAGAAGUAACUGCUGGGCCAAGUGAGGAUAACUGCAAUGACGUUUACCUAGAGGAUUGUCAAAGCGAAAAUGAUGGUGAGACCAGUGAACGAGUUGAUAAAGGUGCCGGUACAAUUAGUAAGGACAGUGAUCAAGAAUAUGACGAUCUUGCACGUCGAGCGUGGGAAAAUGCAAGUGAACAACGGAACGACAUUGUCAUCUUAUCAGACAGUGAAUCUGGUAGCGACUACAUUCCGGGAAGUGAUUCUGAGUCGAGUGAAUCUUACCAAUCUCAAGAUUCUAUUCAUUCUCUUGAUUAUGAAAAUUUGAUGAGUGAAAUGGUCGAGGUUAUCGGAAAGGAGGAAAUUGUAGCUGGAAAGUCAUUUCUAGAUAAUAAACUUGAGUCACCACGGUGGAAGAAAAAAGUUCAAGAGUUUAUAAUUGCUCAAGAAACUAAAGGUUAUCGUUUUAAGAAUGAAGAAGAUUCUUCAGAAGACUUGAGACGAAGGAUUCAGCACUGUGAAGAGAGCGAAGGUGAUGAAGUCGAAAGCAUAUUAAUGAGUGACGAAAGCGACAACGAUGAUGCCUUGGAUGAAGAGUGGGAAGCAAGUGAUGGUGAACCAGAUCUUGAAAAGGGAAACGAAAGUCAGCAAGGUUGCUUUGACACUAUCACUGACAACUUAAUUACUGAAUUUUACGACUACAUGAUUGACGUAGAUGGAGGUUAUCGUAAUGUUAAAAUAGCACAGCAAUACAAGUCUCAAGUGAAAAGUGUCAUUCGCACCUGCACAGCGAAUUCGACACAGGACGAUAAACAAAAAAAACAAUCCGGCCCUGCGAUUUACUCGCUUUUGACCCCUGGAAAAGUUGGAGCAAACAUUUUGAAGUCAUGGCUUUCCUAUGCGGUCAACAAGUACCGACCAGGAACUGUUAGGUCCUACUUGAUGAGUCUGCGCCAGUUUUACAAAUUCUUAAUCCAAGAGGAAAAGUCCAUACCGGAAGUAUCCCUGGACUUGCUUAACGCUCGCACAGAUCUCAUGACGUCAUGGUCAUCUGCAAAAAAAGAACAUCUUAAAGAGGAAACUAGAGAAGUACGAUGAGGAUUAUCGGAAAAUUCUCUCAAGUGAAAGCCUUGACAAGAUUUGCCAUGGAAAUCAGCGCGUGAACGCUGUUAAGCAAUUGGCGGCAACCUCUGAAAACACACAUCGUGGUGAAAUUAUCAUGAGGACUAUCAGUGACAAAUCGCACUGUGAAGUGAGGGACUGGUUAAUGACACGAAUGCUGAUUGAUAAUAGUGGCAGAAGUGGGGUGGCAGCCAAAAUGACUGUUGCCGAAUUUAAUGAGGCUGUUCACUACCAGGGUACAGAAGAGGACCCGGCACGGUUCAGGGUACAUGUUAAAGAUCACAAGACAGCUAAAGUGUAUGGGCCGGCCGUCGUUUGGAUUUAUGAAGACCUGUAUCACCUCAUAGACAUGUACAUAAGAACAGUGAGGAGUCAGUUCGUUCUAUCAGAUUCUAGUGUAGAGUGCGUAUUUGUUUCAAGCAAUGGAAUUGCCCUGACUUCGUCUCAGGUUUCAACAGCUAUCGCGAGAACCUUUGAAAGAGAAGGUGUUAAAGUCAAGGGAAAGGUCUGCGCGACAACAAUUCGAAAGUCCCUUGCCACUGGGAUGCACGUCCACCUGCCUGACCAGAAGGAACACCUAGCUGCCCUUGCCCAACACAAAGUACAAACGCAGGCAAAUUACUAUCGCAUCCACGACAAAAUAAACGAAACUGACUUGGGACGACGAGCAGUAAAAAACCUCGUUUCGCUAAAGAAAGAAAAAUCUGAGCCUGAAACGAAGGGCGAAAUGAAAACACCCGCGCUUUGGACAGCUGAUGAGACUGAGAUGCUAAGAAAGCUUUGUAAAGAAGAAAUCGAAACGGGGCUCAUCGAUGAGCAAAAUAUUAAUAAAAAGCUGGAAGAAACAAGCUUGUUCCAAACUCAUUCUUUCAAGGCUGUCAUUCUGAAGCUUCGCCGCCUAAGAGACGCGUUCAUGGAGAAUGUGGAACCUCCCUGCCAUGAAGUAACAACUCAAGACAAGAUUACGAAUUACCUGGCAAAAUGCCAAUCAGAAGUUGCUUCGACAUCGCAAGCAGAGUCAACUUCAACCGAGAAUUCUCGUUUUUGGAGGAAGUUCACCGAUGAACAAACAGGGCAUCUGAUCUCCCUAACCUAUGACAUGUUGAAGUGUAACAACAUAAAAAGAGAGGUCGUAUGGCAGAGGGUGGUGAGUGAUCCAAGGUCGGUGGAGAUUGGCCUCAUAACCGGCACAGAAAACGAAGAGGAAAUCCACAAAGCUAAGCAGCGGUUGAAUGACAAAGUGAGACAAGAAUUCAAAAAGGAAGCUGGAAAAAAAAAAGGAAACCGUGCGAUAAACUGUUCAAGCUAG